This is a messenger RNA of Dendrobium catenatum, 2336 nucleotides long. RefSeq names its product glutamine--fructose-6-phosphate aminotransferase [isomerizing] 2. The transcript has 11 exons. The record is from RefSeq and is a predicted model, not a curated record. NCBI's taxonomy places the organism in Eukaryota, Viridiplantae, Streptophyta, Magnoliopsida, Asparagales, Orchidaceae. Gene Ontology annotation, molecular function: L-glutamine:D-fructose-6-phosphate transaminase (isomerizing) activity; carbohydrate derivative binding. Gene Ontology annotation, biological process: fructose 6-phosphate metabolic process; UDP-N-acetylglucosamine metabolic process; protein N-linked glycosylation. Bases 106 to 2133 code for a protein of 675 amino acids.
UAUAAAUACCAGCUCCAAAUCUAGAGAAAUAGUUUGUUUGGCCAAUAGAUCGGAGAAGAAAUCCAUUACUGGAGUGAGAAAUCGGGAUAGAGAGGGGGAGGAGAGAUGUGCGGGAUCUUUGCGUACCUGAACUACAAUGUUGCGAGGGAGAGGAGAUACAUAAUGGAGGUCCUCUUCAACGGGCUGCGGCGACUCGAAUACCGCGGCUAUGACUCGUCGGGAAUCGCGAUCGACAAUGAUCUCUCUUCUGCUGCGGGGGAGGGGGAGCGGCCCUACGCCUCCGCGUUGCCGCUUGUUUUCCGGCAGGAGGGAAAGAUCGAGUCGCUUGUUAGAUCGGUCUACUCAGAAGUGGAUGCUAUGGGUUUGGACCUAGAGAAGUCAUUUAUGGUUCAUGCUGGGAUUGCCCAUACAAGAUGGGCUACUCAUGGUGUACCUUCUCCAAGGAACAGUCAUCCGCAAUCAUCGGGCUCAUGGGAUGAGUUCUUGGUUGUUCAUAAUGGUAUUAUAACAAAUUAUGAGGUAUUGAAGGAGACAUUAAUUCGACAUGGUUUUACAUUCGAAUCAGAUACUGAUACUGAAGUUAUACCUAAGCUUGCCAAAUUUGUUUUCGAUCAAGCACGUGGAGGAGAUCAGUCUGUCACUUUUAGCCAAGUCGUCAUAGAAGUUAUCCGGCAGCUUGAAGGAGCAUAUGCACUUAUAUUUAAGAGUUCACACUAUCCAAAUGAGUUAAUUGCAUGCAGGCGCGGUAGUACCCUAAUUCUGGGUGUGAAGGGUCUAACUGACGAAAAGAGCUAUGCGGCAUCAUUUGGUGAUGUUAAAACCCUUACAGCUGAUGGUCAGCCCAAGGAACUAUUUUUCUCUAGUGAUUUGUGUGCAAUUGUGGAACACACCAAAAAUUAUUUGGCUAUUGAGGAUAAUGAAGUGGUGCACCUUAAGGAUGGAAGUGUCUCAGUUCUGAAGUUCGAUUACAGUAAGGAAAAGCCAGCAUCUGUGCAGCGUGCAUUAUCUGUUCUUGAGAUGGAAGUUGAGCAAAUAAAGAAAGGAAAUUAUGAUCACUUCAUGCAAAAAGAGAUUCACGAGCAACCCCAUUCUUUAACUACAACAAUGAGGGGAAGACUUAGAGAUAAAAGCGUUGUUUUGGGAGGUCUCAAGGAUCACCUAAAGACAAUCAGGCACAGCAGGAGAAUUAUAUUCGUUGGUUGUGGUACAAGCUAUAAUGCAGCUUUGGCUGCAAGACCGUUUCUGGAAGAGUUGUCAGGAAUCCCUGUUACUAUGGAGCUUGCAAGUGAUUUGCUGGACCGCAAAGGCCCAAUUUACAGAGAGGACACAGCAGUAUUUGUUAGUCAAUCUGGAGAAACUGCCGACACUCUUCUUGCACUUGAAUAUGCUCUAUCAAAUGGGGCACUUUGUGUUGGCAUAACGAAUACUGUUGGCAGUACACUAGCAAGGAAAACACACUGUGGUGUCCACAUAAACGCUGGCUGUGAGAUUGGCGUCGCUAGUACAAAAGCAUACACCAGUCAAAUUGUUGUAAUUACCAUAAUGGCUUUGGCAAUCGGAGCUGACAGCAUAUCCACACAAUCAAGAAGAGAAUCAAUUAUAAACAGUCUGUCUGAUCUACCCGAUAAGGUUAGAGAGGUUCUACGCCUUGAUAAUGAAAUGAAAGAUCUUGCCGAAUCAUUGAUGCAAAUGCAAUCAUUGCUUGUAUUUGGAAGAGGUUAUAAUUAUGCCACUGCACUUGAGGGUGCUUUGAAGGUAAAAGAAGUAGCACUCACGCACAGUGAAGGCAUGCUUGCUGGUGAAAUGAAACACGGACCAUUGGCGCUUGUGGAUGAAACUCUUCCAAUCAUUGUUAUUGCCACUCGAGAUGCUUGUUUCAGCCAACAACAAUCGGUAAUUCAACAACUUCAUGCUCGCAAAGGUCGUCUGAUAGUAAUGUGCUCCAGUGGAGAUGCAGCAUCUGUAUGUUCUGGUGGUUCUUGCAGGCUAAUUGAAGUUCCUUUGGUUGCAGACUGCCUCCAACCAGUAAUCAAUAUAAUUCCAUUGCAGCUGCUAGCCUACCAUCUGACAGUGUUACGAGGAUAUGAUGUGGACCAACCUAGGAAUCUUGCCAAGAGUGUAACCACACAAUGAGUAAUAAAUCCAUAACUUCGCGUUUGUGUUAUUUGUAGAAUUUAAUUUAAUCAGGUUUUAGUUAUAUCUUGGAUUUCUUAAGUUCAGUUGAUAGUCUUCGAUUUAUGGUAGGGUAGGGGAGAAUUCUCUUUUCUUGCUGAUUAUUUUAUUAGUAAUGCUAUAUUACCAAAAUAAAUAAAUAAAUAAAAAGAUUGUUAAUCUCA